Penicillium verhagenii is the source of this 2418-nucleotide messenger RNA. RefSeq names its product SWI/SNF chromatin-remodeling complex subunit SNF5. The coding region runs from base 1 to 2418 and encodes 805 amino acids. Gene Ontology annotation, cellular component: nuclear chromosome; nucleus; SWI/SNF complex. Gene Ontology annotation, molecular function: transcription coregulator activity. Gene Ontology annotation, biological process: chromatin remodeling; regulation of transcription by RNA polymerase II. The transcript is spliced from 2 exons. The record is from RefSeq and is a predicted model, not a curated record. NCBI's taxonomy places the organism in Eukaryota, Fungi, Ascomycota, Eurotiomycetes, Eurotiales, Aspergillaceae.
AUGCCAUCCCCCGAAUUGGCAAGUGGAUCUGUUCCACCAGAGUACAACACCGCCGAGUCCCAUUUUGGUGUGCAGAAUGGCCCCGGCGCGCCUGGCACGAGACCUGGAGAUGAUUCAGAGGAGCUAGGCAGAGAACCAUUUGCCAAUGGCCAGGAGAGCAAUACAUUUGAAGAUGGAAAACAGAAUGCCAAGGCUAUGUUGGCAACGUCUGGUGUGUCGGAUCCCAACGCUGACCCUAAUGGCACCCCCCAAUCGAACGGUACAAAUGGUUCCGCGCAAAGUCAAAAACAAUCUCGCGAUGGGUCUGCCAUUCAAGCCAGUGACGUAUCAGGGACGAUGGCCGUCCGGACACGUGAGACACCUGUCGAACAAAUUGUGAUAGAGAACCUCGUGAAUCGCGAGUUUGAAUAUUCGGCUGCGAUCGCUUGGCAAAACCCAAGCCAGGAACUGCAGCAGGAGAAACGGGCGGAGCGUGAUUUCUACUUCCAACUUCGACGCGAAAACCAAACAAACCCAGCUGCGUUGUUUGGCGCAGGGUACGAAGGAUUUGGAAAUGUCCGCACAGAUCUGCGAAACCAUCCACCUCAGCUAUUGUACCCAGCCAAUCGACGUCGGCCUGGGAACCGCAAGACCCGCGAACUUCGAAUCUCACGUCGAGAUUUAAAGGUGCAGAGUGAGCAGAUGGAUGAUUUAGUUCCAAUCCGUCUGGAUAUCGAUUGGGAAAAGGUCAAGAUUCGUGACACUUUUACUUGGAAUUUACAUGAUCGUGUUGUGUCACCCGACCUCUUUGCUGAGAAGCUGGUAGAGGAUUUGGGUCUCCCUUUGGAAACUUCCACUCCCCUCAUACGCCAGAUCUCUCAGAGUAUUCAAGAACAGUUAAUGGACUACUACCCACAAAUUUACAUGCAUGAAGAGGCCCUUGACCCGCAUCUUCCCUACACGGCAUAUCGAAAUGACGAGAUGCGUAUCUUGAUCAAGUUGAAUAUCACUAUUGGACAACAUACUCUUAUUGACCAAUUUGAGUGGGAUAUCAACAAUGCACAAAAUUCUCCCGAGGAUUUUGCCAUGCGCAUGACAGACGAUCUUUCUCUCUCUGGCGAGUUCACCACCGCUAUCGCCCAUUCAAUCCGUGAACAAUCCCAACUCUUUACCAAAUCACUUUAUAUUGUUGCCCACCCAUUCGAUGGUCGCCCUAUAGAGGAUCCCGAUCUCAGCGCUUCUUUCCUACCAACCCCCGUAUCUUCCGCCUUCCGACCUUACCAAUCGGCCAAGGAACACACCCCUUACCUCUACGAAUUGAACGAGACAGAUCUUGAGCGAACUGAGAUCUCGAUAUCACGAGAGCAACGUCGCCAAAAACGGUCUAUAAACCGGCGUGGCGGUCCUGCUCUACCAGACCUGAAAGACCGGCAACGUACAAUCCGCACAUUGAUCGUAUCUUCUGUCAUUCCCAACUCGGCAGCAUCCUUGGAAGAAAGCAAUGUCAUCAAGCGCUCAGGAUCUGGUCGCCGUCGUGGCAUUGCGGGACAACGCGAUGAAGAUUCCGAUGAAUUUGAAAGUGAUGACUCGGAUGAAGGCUCUCCAGCAGUUGGGCCAAACCUUGCCCAAGGAACUGCCCGCACAAGAGGCAUGAGGGGAGCCGCCAGAGAAGCUCAUGCGGCCUUGCGUGCCGGUUUGGGUCACUCUGAAACCCCAGAGCCUGUAGCUUAUGAGCCUCGAGCGUCGGCCCGACGGCAACAAUACCGUGAAGAAAGUGACGAAGAACCGGAAAAAAUGAUUGUGCGAUUUAGGUUGUCCCGAGAUAAGUUGAUGGCUCUAAGAAAUGGGCAGCGAAUCGUUUCUGCUUCUCAAACGUCUUUUAACAGGGCAGCACCCAAUGCCACAACAAUGGCACCUCCCUCUGAUAAGCAAGGGCGACUCCCUGGACAUAACCCGCCACGGCCUCAACAAACAGGAGCCAUUGAUGCACCGAACCCUCCUCAGCCUGGUGUUUCUGCUCCCCCACCACCUAGCUGGCUGGUAGCCGGACUCCAGGGGUUAAAACAGGCCCAUCCCAACGACUCGUUUGAAGGAGUGAUGCGUUAUUCCGCCGUGGAUCUGGAAACUCUUGCCCCUGUGACCAAUACGAACAACCUCCAGCCAGGUCAAAAAAUAAAAUACCAGUACCUACCGCGAAUUCGAUGCCACGACUGUCCUGGCAAGCUGUACACACCUGGUCCCGGCAUGACUGUCGAUAACUUUGAGGUUCAUCUUCGCAACCGACAGCACAAGGAGCGGGUGGAGGAGCGAAUUGCCAAGACUCCUGCCAAUCCCAAUCUGGGUAGUGCAAGCCCGGCCCCUGCUGGUCCUCGUAUGGCGGCCAGUGCUAGUCCUGCAACCACGGGGGUUCCUUCACCCGUCCCUGCACCUCGUCCUUGA